ACCACGAUGAAUUGAUGGUGGAGAAACCUUAUACACCCACUCUGAAAAAGAAGAAAACCAGUGCAGAAAACAAUUCCACCAGUUCCCCUCGAGUUGAUGUUUCAGCAUUCAUGGGACCAUUGCCAAAAAAUAAGAGCAUUUUCAAAGGAAUGAACUUCUUGAUAACACAUGGAGAUGUGGUGAAGAGAUCUGCCAAUUCCUCAUCUGAUGGAUCUACCUCGGAAGAUGAAUCACAGAUGAGGUUUAACCGUGACUACGCUUACAAGCAGAUUGUGGUGGGCGGUGGCAAUGUCCUCAAAAGUUACGACAGUUCACAG
Molecule: messenger RNA, 317 nt
Organism: Anneissia japonica
Lineage: Eukaryota; Metazoa; Echinodermata; Crinoidea; Comatulida; Comatulidae
Exons: 2
Source: RefSeq, a predicted model, not a curated record